Messenger RNA from Setaria italica (foxtail millet), 4873 nucleotides. RefSeq names its product DNA polymerase alpha catalytic subunit. The record is from RefSeq and is a predicted model, not a curated record. Gene Ontology annotation, molecular function: chromatin binding; single-stranded DNA binding; DNA replication origin binding. Gene Ontology annotation, biological process: lagging strand elongation; mitotic DNA replication initiation; leading strand elongation. NCBI's taxonomy places the organism in Eukaryota, Viridiplantae, Streptophyta, Magnoliopsida, Poales, Poaceae. The coding region runs from base 105 to 4715 and encodes 1536 amino acids. Gene Ontology annotation, cellular component: alpha DNA polymerase:primase complex. The transcript has 31 exons.
UCGCAAAUCGCAAUAGAUCUCCGCGCUCCACAUCGAAUUUGUGCGCGCGCCUGUGUUAGAGAGAGAGAGAGAGAGAGAGCGAGCGAGAGAGAGAGAGAGAGGAUAUGGAUGACGCAUCCGGCGACGCCGCCGGGUCCGGCCGUCGCACGCGCACCCGGGGCUCCGAGGCGGUGGCGCGGUCCGCCGCGCUCGACCGCCUCCGCGCCAUCAAAGAGGGUAGGACCCGGGCCGCCGACGCCGUCCAGGUGAAGGUUGACGCCCCGAUCUACGACACCGUCGCGGAGGAGGACUACAACGCGCUCGUCGCCCGCCGCCGCAAGGAAGCUGGCGAGUUCAUCAUCGACGACGACGGGCUCGGCUACGCCGAGGAUGGUCGCGAGGAGGAUUGGACCCACCGCGCCCUUCCCUCCUCCUCCGACGAGGGAUCCGACGGCGAGGACGGCGCCCGCCGCAAGCGGAAGCAGCCGCGCCCUCCCCAGCCCAAGCGCCCGCCGCAGCAGUCCGCCGCGGCGGCGUCUCUCUCCGCCGCCGCCGCCAUGAUGGGCAAGCAGCGAAUCCCUACUAUGUUCACCUCCCCGAUGUUUAAGAAGCCUGGCAGCGACCGCAACAAGGGUUCGGCUCUGGUUGCCGACAGCAUCGUGGACGACGUCAUCGCCGAAUUCGCACCUGACGACAACGACCGCGAGGAGAGGCGGCGGCGGGUCAGUAGGGUUUCUGCCCCGCAGCCUCCUCCCCCAAUAAUUGCCCACAUCAACUCGGAAAAGGUUGUUGCAGAUGCUGAAACUGUGGUCAGAUCGGACACUGGGUUUGAAACUGAUGGGGUUUCAGACCAUGGAAAUGAUAUGGUCGUGGAAUUGAAGCCGGAUGAUGAGAUGGCAACCAAAUUGGAAGAAGCUUCUGGUUCUAGUGCUCACCUAGUGGUCGAGAAUAAGAGUUCAGAGGAACUGAAGCAGGAGGCUAAUCGGGAAGUGAAGAUAGAGAAGGUGCACCGCCUGAACGCAAAGAUUAAGGCAGAGCAGAACAGAAAUGGUGGUAUGACGAGUGCAGCAGCAGGGUGGAUGAAGGUAUGUGGUGAUGGAGAGAAUGCAGGAGUUGAAGGAGGGGUGGCUUCAGGUAAUGCAGACGUGGAUGAAAGCUCAGAGUUUGAGCUGAAGGAUGGAGCACUGCCAUUCUACAUAUUGGAUGCAUAUGAGGAACCAUUCGGUGCUAAUUCAGGCACAGUGUAUUUGUUUGGGAAGGUUGAAGUUGGCAAGCGGUUCCAUAGUUGCUGUGUCAUAGUAAAAAAUAUUCAGAGAUGUGUCUAUGCUAUUCCGAACCGUUCAGUCUUCCCAAGGGAGUCCUUAUCAGGGCUAGAGAAGAAGUCUACAAAUUCUGAUUUUCUACCAUCUCUCCGAGCAACUCUACAUGAGUUGGCAUCUGGAUUAAAGAGUGAAAUAGCUGAUAAACUGUCAGACCUCAAUGUGUCAAAUUUUGUAAUGACUCCAGUCAAGAGGAACUAUGCAUUUGAGAGGACUGAUUUACCAAAUGGAGAACAGUAUGUCCUGAAAAUCAAUUAUCCAUACAAGGAUCCCGUCCUUCCAGCUGACCUCAGAGGUGAACAUUUCCAUGCGCUGCUUGGGACAAACAAUAGUGCUCUUGAAUUGUUUCUCAUCAAAAGGAAGAUCAAGGGGCCUUCAUGGCUGUCAGUUUCCAAAUUUGUUACACGGCCAUCUACUCAGCGGGUCAGCUGGUGUAAGUUUGAAGUCGCAGUUGAUUGCCCAAAGGACAUAUCUGUUUUGACGACAAGUACAUCCCUAGAAGCCCCCCCUGUUGUAGUUGCUGCAGUCAAUCUCAAAACUAUCAUAAAUGAGAAACACAAUGUGCAUGAGAUUGUGUCGGCAUCUGUCAUAUGCUGUCACCGGGUGAAGAUUGAUAGUCCAAUGCGUCCUGAAGAUUGGCAGAAACGGGGAAUGAUCAGCCAUUUUACUGUUAUGCGCAAGCUUGAAGGUAGCAUAUUUCCUAUAGGCCUUACUAAGGAAGCUUCUGAUAGAAACCAGAAGGCUGGUAGCAAUGUGCUGGCACUAGAAAGCAGUGAACGCGCAUUGUUAAAUCGCUUGAUGAUUGAGCUUAGCAAACUUGAUUGCGACGUACUUGUGGGACACAAUAUUUCGGGAUUCGACCUGGAUGUCCUUCUACACCGUGCUCAGACCUGCAAGGUGCUAAGUAGCAUGUGGUCCAAGAUUGGUCGUCUCAGGCGAUCAAUAAUGCCCCGGCUUACCAAAGGAAACACACUAUAUGGUUCCGGGGCAAGUCCAGGAAUUAUGUCCUGUAUUGCUGGUCGUCUUCUCUGUGAUACCUAUUUAUGCUCUCGUGACCUUCUGAAGGAGGUGAGUUAUUCAUUGACGCAACUUGCAGAAACACAAUUGAAAAAGGACAGAAGAGAGGUUUCUCCACAUGAUAUACCUCCGAUGUUCCAGUCUUCUGGAGAACUUUUGAAACUGGUUGAAUAUGGUGAGACUGAUGCAUGGCUUUCUUUGGAGCUCAUGUUUCAUUUGAGUGUUCUCCCUCUGACACGUCAGCUGACCAACAUUAGUGGUAACCUGUGGGGUAAAACGCUUCAGGGUGCUAGGGCUCAGAGGGUAGAAUAUCUACUAUUGCACUCAUUCCAUGCAAAAAAAUUUAUUGUACCGGAUAAGUUUGCACGCAACAAAGAGCUGAACUCCACAAAACGAAAAAUGAAUGCUGAUACUGAGGGUGCAAAUGCCGAUGAUGGUGCUGCUGAUCCUUCUGUUGAUGAUGAGGGGCAUAAUGGUGAUCAAGUUAAAGCCAGAAAAGGACCUUCAUAUGCUGGUGGUUUGGUUUUGGAGCCUAAGAAGGGUCUAUAUGACAAGUAUGUUCUACUUCUGGACUUCAACAGUCUUUAUCCUUCAAUAAUUCAGGAAUACAACAUCUGCUUUACCACUGUUGAGCGUUCUUCUGACGGCAAUGUUCCUAGCUUACCAGCUUCAAAAGCUACUGGUGUUUUACCUGAGUUGCUGAGGAGUUUGGUGGAGAGGAGAAGAAUGGUUAAAUCGUGGCUGAAGACUGCUUCUGGUCUUAAAAGACAACAGUUUGAUAUUCAACAGCAAGCAUUGAAGCUUACUGCAAAUAGCAUGUAUGGUUGCUUGGGCUUUUCCAAUUCCAGGUUUUAUGCGAAGCCACUUGCUGAGCUUAUUACAUUGCAAGGAAGAGAGAUCUUGCAGAACACCGUUGAUCUGGUUCAGAAUAAUUUAAAUUUGGAGGUUAUUUAUGGUGACACUGACUCCAUUAUGAUACAUACUGGACUUGAUGACAUCUCCAGGGCAAAAGCAAUAGCAGGAAAGGUCAUUCAGGAGGUGAACAAGAAGUACCGUUGUCUGGAGAUUGAUCUUGAUGGCAUAUACAAAAGAAUGUUACUUCUUAAAAAGAAGAAGUAUGCUGCUAUUAAAGUGGCACUGGAUGGCAGCUUACGCGAGAACAUUGAACGCAAGGGGCUCGAUAUGGUCAGACGUGAUUGGAGUUUGCUUUCAAAAGAAAUCGGAGAUUUUUGCCUAAAUCAAAUUUUGUCUGGAGGGACAUGCGAUGAUGUUAUCGAGUCAAUUCAUAGUUCUCUUGUCCAGGUGCUAGAGCAAAUGAGAAGUGGUCAAAUAGAGCUUGAAAAAUAUGUUAUCACAAAAAGUUUGACAAAAGCACCUGAAGAUUAUCCAGAUGCUAAAAAUCAGCCUCAUGUUCAGGUUGCUUUGAGACUGAGGCAAAAUGGUUACUCUGGUUGCUCUGCUGGUGAUACGGUCCCUUAUAUAAUUUGCUCUCAGCAGGAUUCAGAUAAUACACAUUCUGCGGGAAUAGCUCAAAGAGCUAGACAUCCUGAGGAGUUGAAAAGAGACCCUGACAAGUAUAUGAUUGACAUUGAGUACUAUUUGUCACAACAGAUUCAUCCAGUUGUUUCUCGUCUCUGUGCUUCCAUUCAGGGUACUAGCCCAGCCCGUCUUGCGGAAUGUCUGGGACUUGAUUCGUCUAAGUUCCAAUCAAGAUUGACUGAGUCUAGCAAUCAAGAUACAUCUACCAUGCUGCUAUCUGUAAUCGAUGAUGAAGAUGAGAGAUAUCGUGGAUGUGAACCACUGCGUUUAUCAUGUCCAAGCUGUUCUGGUACCUUUGACUGCCCCCCUGUAUCUAGUCUGAUUACUAGUGCUAGUCCGACAAGUGUAUCAGAUUCGGAUGAAGCAAAAGAUGCUACUGCUAAUUUCUGGCGUCGAAUGCGGUGCCCAAGAUGCCCAGAUAACGUUGAUGAUUCCAGGAUUUCCCCUCCUGUGCUCGCCAACCAGAUGAAAAGACAGGCUGAUAAUUUCAUCAACAUGUAUUAUAAAGGUUUGCUGACGUGUGAUGAUGAGGGUUGCAAAUACUCGACUCACAGCGUAAACCUUAGAGUAAUGGGGGAUUCUGAGAGAGGAACCAUCUGCCCUAACUAUCCACGCUGCAAUGGUCGCCUAGUAAGACAGUACACGGAGGCGGAUCUGUACAGGCAGCUGUCCUACUUUUGCUAUGUACUUGAUGCAACCCGGUGCCUUGAUAAGCUGGACCAGAAGGCAAGGCUCCCUUUCGAGAAAGAGUUUGCUGCAGUAGGCCAAACCAUCAACUUGACACUGAUGGAGAUUCAGAAAAUCCGAGAUAGAUGUGCAUUUGGAUGGGUUCAGCUGGAGGAUCUUGCCGUGUCAAUCUGAUGAAUUCUUUUGAUAGACCUCAAUCAGAUGAAUCUCUAACUAACGAAACCUGCACCACAGCCUCUCGCGUCUUAUUGGGCCACAUCGCCUCGUAUUUCUCACCGUCCGAUCUUGAUCGGGCCGUCAAAAAACGAGCAUUGCAGCUACCGUUUCGAUGA